Molecule: messenger RNA, 340 nt
Organism: Paramecium octaurelia
Lineage: Eukaryota; Ciliophora; Oligohymenophorea; Peniculida; Parameciidae
Source: the annotation of a GenBank genome assembly
CAUGAUGAACAGUAAUUAAGAAUAUGAAAGACUAGAAUAGUUCAGCCAAAAAAGAAUAAAUUAGCCUAGACGACUCAUAUCUAAAACUUUAUCAAUGGGUAUAGACUAGGUACUAAAUAGGAAUAAGAGGCGAAUAAAAGAGACGUUUCUCUUAUCUACUAUGAAUACUGUAUCAUCUCUAAUUAUAACAAAAAAUCAAUCACAAUUUUACUCAUUGUUAUUUGAAUUUCCCAGAUAAAUAGGGCUCUGUGUUUUAAAUAAACAAACCCAUUUAAAUGAAAUGAAUCGCAUGGUAGAAACAUGUAAGAAGAUAGAAAAAUGGAUUCAAAGUUAAUUUUGA